GCGGGCGGGAGCCAGGCCGGCCAUGGCGGAGGUCCCCGGGGCGCAGCGCCCCGCUCCCGGCGGCGGCCCGGAGCCCCGGGACCCCCUGGACUGCUGGGCCUGCGCGGUGCUGGUCACGGCCCAGAAUCUGCUGGUGGCCGCCUUCAACCUCCUGUUGCUGGCGCUGGUGCUGGGGACCAUCCUGCUGCCCGCCGUCACCAUGCUAGGUUUCGGCUUCCUCUGCCACUCCCAGUUCCUGCGCUCCCAGGCGCCCCCCUGCACCGCGCACCUGCGGGACCCGGGCUUCACGGCCCUGCUGGUCACCGGAUUCCUGCUCCUCGUGCCGCUGCUCGUGCUGGCCCUGGCCAGCUACCGCCGCCUGUGCCUGCGCCUCCGCCUGGCCGACUGCCUCGUGCCCUACAGCCGAGCUCUGUACCGGCGCCGGCGCUCCCCGCAGCCGCGGCAGACCCGGGCCUUGCCGGGCACCCAGGCCGGCCCCACGUCAGGAAAGGUCUGGGUCUGAGGAUCCUCUCGAGUCAAGAGCCACCCCGACGACCACCCCCCACCCCCCGUCUCUCAGUCUCCCCGAGAACUUGAAGCCCAGGGGUCGCCCGACCUACCCCGCCCCCACCCCAGCCUAAGCCGGGGCCCAGCAUCCCUUCGAAGAACUGCUAUGCAUCUACGGACCCAAAGCUGGCGGAAAUCCGCCACACCCCGGAAAACCCACGUUCCUCCUGCUACCUAGAUCCGAAUCCUGAACAUCUGGGCUGGACCCUACACACACUCCACCACUCCACCCUUCCCUUCCCCCGCCCUCGUCGUUGGGACCACUCAGCCUCGUGUCCUCUUCUGGUGCAGCUCCUCUAGUAUUUACGGGCUGGGGGGGUGAGGUUGGAGGGGAAGGAGUGACCACACAUCAAAUAAAGAGUGAACUGAACGCGU
This is a messenger RNA of Canis lupus familiaris (dog), 921 nucleotides long. RefSeq names its product transmembrane protein 88 (gene TMEM88). The record is from RefSeq and is a predicted model, not a curated record. NCBI's taxonomy places the organism in Eukaryota, Metazoa, Chordata, Mammalia, Carnivora, Canidae. Gene Ontology annotation, cellular component: plasma membrane. The transcript has 2 exons. Bases 23 to 502 code for a protein of 159 amino acids. Gene Ontology annotation, molecular function: PDZ domain binding. Gene Ontology annotation, biological process: negative regulation of canonical Wnt signaling pathway.